Ziziphus jujuba (common jujube) is the source of this 2793-nucleotide messenger RNA. RefSeq names its product UTP--glucose-1-phosphate uridylyltransferase. Gene Ontology annotation, biological process: UDP-alpha-D-glucose metabolic process; glycogen metabolic process; translation. Gene Ontology annotation, cellular component: ribosome; cytoplasm; mitochondrial small ribosomal subunit. NCBI's taxonomy places the organism in Eukaryota, Viridiplantae, Streptophyta, Magnoliopsida, Rosales, Rhamnaceae. The transcript has 20 exons. Gene Ontology annotation, molecular function: structural constituent of ribosome; UTP:glucose-1-phosphate uridylyltransferase activity. The coding region runs from base 166 to 2082 and encodes 638 amino acids. The record is from RefSeq and is a predicted model, not a curated record.
GCCUUCCUAGUUCCCAAUCUGUCUGUCCCUGUCUCUGUCUCUGUGUGGAUCGCUCGCCGCUCUUUCUUCUCACCGCAAGAUUUGAUUUUUUAUCUCAGGCGACGGCGUGAUUGAGAAGAAAAGAGAAGAAGAUCGGUGAGAUCAUAAUAUAAUAUAAUAUAAUAUAUGUCACCUCUCCAUUCCAUAGUGAUACAAAAGCUCCUGAGCACUAAUGCCCACCUGGGUCGACGAGUGGUUGCUCACCACUUCAAGGUCUUCACCUAUGGCAGCCGCAAUUCCAUGGCUGUAAUUGACUCCGACAAGACCCUUAUUUGUCUACGCAAUGCUGCCCAAUUCAUCUCCGCCCUCGCCCAACAGAGGGCUCGCUUCAUGUUCGUCAACACCAAUAGCCUCUUUGAUGAAAUCCUGGAGCAGAUGGCCAAGAAGAUUGGCUGCUACACCCCCUCCAUGAACACCCUUUGGCGCACUGGCGGUUUCCUCACCAACAGUUGCAGCCCCAAGAAGUUUCGCUCCCGCAACAAGAAGGUCUGCUUCGGUCCAACUCAACCCCCUGACUGCCUUGUCGUCUUCGACACCGAGAGGAAAUCCUCUGUCAUCUUGGAGGCUGACCGUCUGCAGAUUCCUAUUGUCUCCCUUGUGGACUCUGCAAUGCCAUUGGAGUACUACAAGAGGAUCACUUAUCCUGUUCCUGCUAAUGACUCUGUCCAGUUCGUCUACUUGUUUUGCAAUCUCAUCACUAAGACCUUCCUUCUUCACCAGAAACGAACCGCUUCCUCUGCCACUGCUCUUGUUGCCAAAGAAGAUGCAGAUGAUGCUCGAAGUGAGAAAGAGGAAGGACGGAAAAAGGCCAGCCAAACUCACUACAAGGACGAUGGAACGCUGUUUGUUCUUCCUUAUGAAAACCUGCCUCCUUUCACUCCCAAUGUAGCAGAAACUAAAGAGCUCUUGGAUAAGCUCGUUGUGGUGAAGUUUAAUGCAACUUUAGGCACGGAUAUGGGAUUCGAUGGCCCCAAGUGCAUGAUAGAAUUUCAAAAGGGGUUGACGUUUCUGGACUUAUUUGUUAAACAAAUUGAAUCUCUCAAUUCCAAGUAUGCUUGCAACCUACCUUUGCUUCUUAUGAACACUACCAGAACCCAUGAAGAUAUUGAGAAGGUCUUGGAGAAGUAUUCCAGUCGCAUUGAUAUCCAUGCAUUUGAACAGAAUCAACAUAAGGAGCUCAAUUCGGAUGGUGGACAGAGUGGGAAGGAUGAAUUGUAUACUUCUGACCAUGGUGCAGUACUUUCCUUAAUGAACAGUGGAGCUCUUGAUUUUCUCUUAGCCCAGGGUAAGGAGUAUAUCCUUGUGGUUAGCUCAGAUAAUGUGGCUGCUAUUGUAGAUCCAAAAAUAUUAAAUCAUUUGAUCCAAAACAAGAUUGAAUACUGUAUGGAGGUGACAUCAGCCUCCUCUUAUAAUUCAAGUAUUAAAAAAGACAAUUCAUGCCAACAAAAGUUUGAGCUCAAGGAAAUCGUGCAAAACUCUGUCAAAGAUUCAAUGGAAAAGUUCAAACUCGUCAACACUGGAAGCUUGUGGAUGAAUUUGAGAGCCAUUAAGAAGCUUGUGGAUGCUAAUGUAUUGAAGAUUAACAUCUCUGUUUCAACGGGAAGAGAUGGUGAUGAUACUUAUGCCAAAACAGCAGCUGGUUCAGCAGUAAAAUUCUUUGAUCAUGCUAUUGGUUUGAAAGUUCCCCAGUCCCGAUUUCUUCCAAUUAAUUCCACAUCCGAGUUACUUCUUUUCCAGUCAACUCUUUACACUGAUAAUGAGGGUUUUCUAGUUCAGAAUAAUCCCAAAGCUAAUACCAGAAGUCCUUUGGUUGAAUUAGGACCUGACUUUGAGAAGGUUAGAGACUUUCAAACUCGCUUUAAGUCCCCUCCAAACAUCAUGGAGCUGGAUAGCUUGAAGGUGUCAGGUGAUGUGUGGUUUGGAACUGGUGUAACUCUGAAGGGGAAAGUAACAAUCACUGCAAAACCUGGUAUGAGGUUGGAAAUCCCGGAUGGCAUAGUGCUAGAGAAUAAGGAGGUCUGCAAUCCUGCAGACAUUUUGUAAAGUGAAUGGAAUAAACAAGGUGAAGAGUAAAAAAGUAGCUGGCAAAUAUAUAUUUUAGAGCCCUGCAUUCAGUGUCAUGGUAAAAUGCUAACUGCAGUGUCUGUGCUGGUGCGUGCGAGGUAUUUACGGAGUCGGUGCUCCCAUUCAAGUGCGUUAUUUGUUGUAUGAGGAUAGCGUAACGGGAGAAAUAUAGUGUAGGAUUUUGUUGAAGGUAGCAGGAGAUCUAUGAGCCGUAUAAAGCUUUAUUUAUAGGACUAACAGGCGGGAAUACAAAAUAAUUAAUCUUCGUUUUAGAAAUUUGAUCCAUUACAUGAGCCAGCUAAUAAAUGGUACAUCAUCAACGGCAGGAAUACCAAAUAAGCUUUGUUUUUAGACAUUUGAUUUAAACGGUAACGGUAGUUCCAUUAUUUAAUCCUUUUACGUAAAAUGGUGGUGGUAGGAUCAUUUUCCGGGGCUCUAUUACUGUUAAACCCUUGGAUGUGGUUGAUUUGGUGAUGGUUCAGCAAUCGGAGCCUGAACUCAAUUCGAAAGAGUUCAACUGGUAGCUGUUUGGAAGAUCUGUAAGAUCAAUGUGCCUGUAUGCUUGAUUAGCCUUGUGAGUUUAAAUAUUAUAGUUUCCAGGUAACUAGUUCAUUACAAGCAGCAAUUUCAUGAGCUUUCAUGAAGCUUCACUUGCAAAGUAACAACAUUUUAUUUUUAUUUUUCUCGUUU